AGAGGCAAAGUUAAGCAAGGUGCGUGCCUUGCGCGACGAAAAAACACAAAGACUGAUAAAACUUAGAGAUUUACUGCGCGAGGACAAGCAUCGUUUGAAUAAAGAUGAAAAGGAAUGUGAUCGUUUAACAAAACUCGAAGAUUCAUUGAAAUUGCAGGAUAUUUGAUGAAGACAGUUGUGGUACUGUUGAAAAGAUUAGUUUUUCACUUUACUUGACAAACGUUUCUUUUUUAACUCUUCUGUUGAGGUGGUUGUCUUACUUAAAUGGAAUGAAAUCACUUGUUUGUGUGUUUUUAUUCACCAGACAAACACAUACGUCAUAUUUUUCAAUUAUGUUACUUUUCCUGUGUCAACUUUUGUAGAACAACUCGAUAUAUUACAAACUAGCUUUUGGUUGGGGAAAUAGUGUAAUCAUCUCCCACAUUAUAUUCUUUUUUAACUAUAUAUAUAUAUGUAUUAAUAUUAAUUAGCUUUGUCUAUACGCGAUGUUUUAAGUGUUUUAGUUUAUUCACUAUCUCUUAAUGAAAAUUAUCAAAAAAUCUAAACGUUUUGUUCUCAGUUUCAGAGUUUUGAUAUCGAUACGAAUUUUCCUGUUAAUGUCGUAAAGUACUUGCAUUAGCAAUUCAAAUUGUGUAUUUUGUUAUUCUAGUAGGUUUAACUCGUUCGCAUAUUCUACUUGAUUAACAUUUUAAAUGUGCUCUACAAUAUUUUACAUGUUUGUUUGUAAAAGGCUACUGUGAGAAUAUGAACGUUAAAGACAGUAAUUUUUACGAUUUCUUCAAUUUGAUGUCGUUUAUGUAGAUAGGUUUUCGUUAUUAUUCUGUGAAAAACCGCGAUAUUCCUCCAAUACACACGUGUAUUGAAGAUAGUGGUGAUUUUGAAGUUAAGCAAGCAAGAGAUAUUGAGUAAAUGUUUAGUGAAGCUUGCUUAGCAAAGCAACAUAUCAUUGUUCUUGCAAUAUGUUUAACAUAUGUUGAUAUAUUGGAUCAUGUAAUGUGUGACUCUAUCUCGUCUUUUGUGGCUUUGUCUUCUUAAAGCUGGUUAUAUUUAUACGGCAAUUUGAUUUGAAGCUGUGGACAGAAGACUCUUCUAGAAAUGAACCGUUCAGAUGUUCGAUUUCCUACCCAAGGGAAGAAUGAAAAAGUCAAAAAUCUUGACACGCGACCGGAACGCACCAAGCAAAAGAAUAAACAUGAUCGCAUUGGGAUCAUUAUGUAUCUUAAUGAACCAGAAGAUCCAGCCAACUUGGGGAUAUUCAGGGUGUUUUUUGGUAUUUUAAUGAUGAUAGACAUUCCACAAGAACGGGGUAUGUCCUCAAUUUAUCGGCAUUGGGGUGAUCGCACACUCUGUUUCUUCCCGUUAUUUGAUUGCUUGAAACCUCUUCCUGUUGAAUGGAUGUAUGUGGUUUAUCUUGUGAUGUUCUUGGGGGCUUUGGGCAUCGCGUUAGGUUUUUGUUAUCGUUCAAGUUGCGUAUUAUUCAUUACAACUUAUUGGUAUAUAUUUUUCUUGGAUAAAACUGUGUGGAACAACCAUUCAUACCUUUAUGGUCUCAUUUCUAUAAUGUUAUUACUUACAGAUGGCAAUAGAUACUGGUCAAUUGACGGUUACUUCAACGACUCCAUUCGUAACACAUAUGUACCAAGAUGGAACUACUGGCUAAUUAAAUUUCAGAUUUUUCUGGUGUAUUUUUUUGCUGGAUUAAAGAAGAUUGAUAUGGAUUGGAUGUCUGGAUACUCAAUGUCUGGGUUGGCAAAGCAAUGGGUGUUUGAUCCUUUUCGCCUUUUUGUUUCUGACGAGUUCAUCGAACUUUACAUGGUUCAUAUAAUUGGAUUGUUGUUUGAUCUUUUUGAAGGUUUUCUACUACUGUUUGACAAAACUCGACCUGUAGCUUUGUUUUUUGGCUGUAUGUUUCAUCUUAUGAAUUCUCAAAUGUUUCAUAUUGGUAUGUUUCCAUGGACAAUGCUUGCGACCAUGCCGUUUUUCUUACGAUCUGAUUGGCCAAGACGCUUGUCACGUGCGAUGCCUACUUGUCUCUCUUUGUUCUUACCGCAACGUGAUGACCCUAAAGUGAAUACAAAAUUCACCAACGAGAAGAAUCCUAGAAGGAAACAAGAUUGUAAGGAUAUUUAUGUAUCUCUCAGGAAAUACUUUCUUAUUGGUGUAGCUAGCAUUUAUGUCAUCAUUCAAUUAUUUCUUCCUUGGUCACAUUUUAUAACCCAGGGAUUUAACUCGUGGACUAACGGUCUUUACGGGUACUCAUGGGACAUGAUGGUACACUCUUGGAGCACGCAACACAUUCGCAUUGAACUUGUUGACAAAGCAACAAAUGCUUCGCAUUAUCUUAUACCUGGGAUAUGGAUUCAUGGACGCUCAAAUAAAAGGGGAAGAUGGUCGUCACAACCAGAUAUGGUAAAGCAGUAUGCAAAUUGUCUUGCAAAGAAACUUUCUCAACACGAAGAAUUGAACAUUACUGAGCCUGCGAUUUACUUUGAUGUUUGGCGUUCGAUGAACGGUCGAUUUCAACAGCGUCUUUUAGACCCCAGGGUGGAUAUGGUGAAAGCAGAAUGGUCACCAUUCAAAAUGUCCGAAUGGAUUCUACCAUUGAUGGUUGAACUCUCACCUUGGCGAACGAAACUGGAUGAAAUUGAAAAGGAAACCGUUAAAUCCAGUAAUUUUACUGAUGUCGUUUUUGUUGCGGAUUUCCCUGGUUUAAAUUUGGUAAAUUUUGUAAAGAAAGAUAUAAACGCAACGAUCACCGUUUUGGACGGCUUGGUUAUUGUAGAGCAAGAAGGACACAACGUUACUUUAGAGAAAAAUGAGAUUCUUUCUUUGAACAGCAAUCAAACUCAUAUUGUUCAUACAAUAUCUAAAGAGCCAUCUUGUUGGAUGUAUAUUUACACAAAUAAAACAUUGGCUGAAAAUAUCACGUUACAAGAGAUAGAAGAAAAAGAAAUAAGCGCCAUAAAAGAGAAUGAAACACUACUCACAACUAUCGAAGAUUUUAUAAUGGAAAAAAUGCACAUAUUUGCUGAGAAGAUACAUCCCAUAAUUCAUAGUAAACACUGUUACAUGUGUUUACAUUGUGUUGCGAGCUAACGGUGACAUAGGUAAAUUGUUUAAACAUAUACGUUAUAAUCAAUUGUUUUGGGUCUGUCGAUUCCUCAUACUUGACAAAAAUGAAUCUACUGAAUUUGAGAUCGUUUAUUUUGUCUUUGGUCAUAGGAAUUAAAGUCGAAGGUAAUUAUACGCAAUAACAAGUUAGAUUGAAAAUUUGAUUGUAUAGAGGCGUAGAAAACGUAUGGUGUCUCUUCUCUUUUCAAUGCUUAGAAAUUAGUUACACUAUUACUUGCAAUUUUUUGUUUAUGUGUGAUUAAUUAAAACAUGAUUUGUGAUUAAUUAAGACUUGGUGAGUGUUAAUUGAGACAUGAAAUUCUUAGCAAACUGUCGGUGUGUUGAUUAUCUCCGAGAUUGGUAUAUCGUUGUGGGGUCACAAGUUGCAGGAAUCAUUCAGGGUAUUUUAAUCAUUUUCUUUAUGAAAUGUUUGUGCAAAUAUUGGUUGAGACGGCAGCCACAAGCGACUAAUGUGACAAGAACAUCUCAAGAAGAGAUGGGUCGUAUUUAUGAAGAAAUUGGUCCUGUUACAACAAACUUGGAUUCCUUAGAAAGCCUGGAUAUUACGCCUAGAGAUUCUGACAAUUUGUCAAAUUUUCAAGCAAGAUCCCCAUUCAUCAUUGAAUUGACAAAAAGCAAAUGCGACUCAAUUGAUAACCAGGAUGAGUUUGGUGAAGCAGGGACAAGCCAUGGUAAAAUGUUGAAGAAGAAUGAUAACCCUGUUUGCUAUCAGGAAUCUAGCACAGAAGUUUCACAGCAAAGUGACUUUCUAAACAAGCAAAAGUUGAUGUAUUAUCAAGUAAAAAUUCCCACCAAAUUCAGGGGGGAGAAUACAAAGAUCCACGAGAAAAGAAUGACUACGGUAAUCUCAACUUAUUGCAAAUCAGGUCGGCAAAUUCACCUUCAAAUGUUCCGUCGAAUACGUCAUACGAUGUAGCUACAAAUAGCGCAACUGAACACCAACAUGAAAUAAAGAAAUUCCCUGACAUGGAUGAAGAAUCAUUCUCAACAGAACAACCAACAAAUAUAACCGAAAGGUUUUGUAAAGAUUUGUCGUUGAAAAAUAGACAAUUGUCUUCAUCUCGUCAGAUCCCUUUGAAACCUCCAAGAGCACGUAGUUAUGACAACUUUCAUCGUUGUAAGUCACAGCGCCAAGAAAAACACAAUAAAACAUCCUUUCUGAAUCCGCUCGAUAAAACUGGAUCACAAACUCUCGCAAUUGAAAAUGGUUCACAUUUGAAUGCAUCAUCAUUAAGCCCAAGGAAGGAAGAAAAAGAUUUUAAACUGCCAAUAGUUGAUGCAAAGUUUUUUGUAGAAAGCAAGACGACGACAAGAAAUCCUCCCAAGUCAUAUCACGUUCAGCAUCGUUACCAUUUACUGGACAAGUAAAAUAUUUCUAUACUUCACGUUCAUCUAAUGUUAAAGAUAGUUCUAAUGUUAAUGUGUUCGACCGCAAUCCUUACAAGGAAGAGGAUACACCUCCCGCUCUACCUCCAAGAUUAAGAUCAUUCCGUCAAAUGUCAUCUUUGCCACAACAACAUCGCAGGGAUACUGAUGAUUUAAGUUAUCAAUACGAACACAUGAAUCCAAGAUAAACAAACGGAACGUGUAUCGAACAAAAUCCUUGGUUAUAUUUAUAUUUCUUUAAAUUUGUGCAAUCAUAUAAAAGGUUGCAUGUUUGAAAAAAGGGACCAAGUGAGUCUCGUUAUAAGCAUUACUUUGAUGAUUUAGUUUUGUUAAAAUAUUCAUCGGUUGAAAGGAUAUUAAUGCAGCAGUUGAUGGUGUUGAAUUGACGUUCAUGGCACAAUAAUUUUGUGAACUAUUUUUUUCUUAAAUACAUAAAAAAUUUUUAA
Xenia sp. Carnegie-2017 is the source of this 4964-nucleotide messenger RNA. Its product is annotated as vitamin K-dependent gamma-carboxylase-like. Lineage: Eukaryota; Metazoa; Cnidaria; Anthozoa; Malacalcyonacea; Xeniidae. The record is from RefSeq and is a predicted model, not a curated record. Gene Ontology annotation, biological process: peptidyl-glutamic acid carboxylation. Gene Ontology annotation, molecular function: vitamin binding; gamma-glutamyl carboxylase activity. The coding region runs from base 1096 to 3096 and encodes 666 amino acids. The transcript is spliced from 13 exons.